Messenger RNA from Metopolophium dirhodum (rose-grain aphid), 960 nucleotides. RefSeq names its product jerky protein homolog-like. Gene Ontology annotation, molecular function: DNA binding. The record is from RefSeq and is a predicted model, not a curated record. Gene Ontology annotation, cellular component: nucleus. The transcript has a single exon. NCBI's taxonomy places the organism in Eukaryota, Metazoa, Arthropoda, Insecta, Hemiptera, Aphididae. The coding region runs from base 1 to 960 and encodes 319 amino acids.
AUGGUUUGUGCAAAUGCAACCGGCAAUCAUAGGCUACCUUUGCUGGUGAUUGGAAAAUCCAAAAAACCACGUGCAUUUAAAAAUAUAAAUAUGAAUGCACUGCCUGUGAACUAUUAUGCACAAAAAAGUGCUUGGAUGGAUCAAACAAUAUUUUUUGAUUGGUUUCAUAAAGUGUUUGUACCACAAGUAAAAGUUCAUCUCGCUGAAAAACAGUUGCCACAUAAAGCACCGCUGCUUAUGGAUAAUGCUCCAACACAUCCCUCUGGAGAACUGAAAAGUGAUGAUGGCAAUAUAACAUGUCUUUUUCUCCCAGCAAAUACAACCCCUCUUAUCCAACCUAUGGACCAGGGCAUAAUUGAGAAUAUGAAGCGUCGGUACAGAAAAUAUUUUAUCGAAAGUUUGCUGUCAUCAGACGAGGCUAUAGGUAUUAAAGAAUUUUGGAAAAAAUAUACAAUAAAGGAUGCUAUAUUCAAUGUUGCCAGUGCAUGGGCUGAUUUGAGUGUUUCAAACUUGAAGAAUGGGUGGAACAAACUAUGGCCUGAAAUAAUACCGUGCGAAUCUGAAGAAACUGAGCCUGUUAGUGUUGAAGAAAUUGUACAACUUUGUAAUAAUGGACUGCACAGUGAAAUAUUAUCAACGUCAGAAGUAACAGAUUGGUUAGAAAAUGAUAAGCAGGAUGGAGGAUUUGAAAUUUUGAAUGAUGAACAAAUUAUUUUGAAUGUUACUGCCGUUGAAGAAGAAGAAAUUGAUGAGGAUGUCGAAGAUUCAGAUGUUGACUUAAAACCACUAACUAGCCAUUCAGAAGCAGAAGCGAUGUUAUCAAAGUGUAUUGAUUGGUUUGAAGUACAAGAAGAAUCAAAUGCUACGCAAGUCUUACUUCUACGUCAAAUACGUAAUAUUGCUGCUAAAAAAGCUAGAGAAUCAAAAAACCAAACUAAAAUGACAGAUUUUUUUUUAUAA